This is a messenger RNA of Lolium perenne, 785 nucleotides long. NCBI's taxonomy places the organism in Eukaryota, Viridiplantae, Streptophyta, Magnoliopsida, Poales, Poaceae. The record is from RefSeq and is a predicted model, not a curated record.
CAGAACCCUACCCUAGCCAGCAAUCCCACGAUCUACUCGACGCCGCCAUCCCUCUCGUCUUCCCUCCUCUCUUCGUCAAGCGUCAAGCGUGCGGCGGCGAUGGCAUCUAGACUUCUACAGAUCGCAAAUAAGGCAUGUCGCGCAUCUCGCGCCGCUGCUGUAGCUGCGUCUCGUGCCGCUUCGCUGGCCUCCCGCUCAGCGCGUGCGGCUGCCGCAGACGCCGCCCGCAUAUCAGCUGCCCUCGACCCCGAGAGCUGCCGCCAAAGGAAGCCCCGUGACGAAGCUCCCGGCUUUUCCUACGAUGAUUACGUUCGCAACACCGCAUUCGAGCAAUGGCCAGAUGAUUCCAAGAUGCCGACGGAAAAGGAUCUUGAGUCGGAUGAAGCCAUAUGGGCUUUAUAUGAGCGCUGGUGCAAGGCUCAUAACAAGAAACGUGACCAGUCCGACAUGGCUCGCCGGUUCAAGAUAUUCAGAAUUUUCGCAAAGAGUGUGCACACACACAACACUUGUCUUCCUUUAGAUCCAAAGAAAGCAGCCACUUACAUUCGGAAAAGACAAAAGGCCAAAUUGCUUAUUUUAAAAGGCCAAGACGUCUCAGACAUCGAAGAAUGCUAUCUGCCAAUGGUAUUAGGUCCAUACGCCGAUGGCGGAGAACCUUUUACUGAAAGCGAUGAGCGUAUGUUGAAGGAAAUUGAAGAGAGGGAAGCUGUCCAAGAUGUUACCGCACACUAGUUUACUUAGGAAAACCUGGGACUUUCACUGUAAUAAGUUAUGCUUUGCUGUUC